This is a messenger RNA of Clarias gariepinus (North African catfish), 1868 nucleotides long. It is a transcript of the gene prrg4, whose product is annotated as proline rich Gla (G-carboxyglutamic acid) 4 (transmembrane). Lineage: Eukaryota; Metazoa; Chordata; Actinopteri; Siluriformes; Clariidae. The record is from RefSeq and is a predicted model, not a curated record. Bases 501 to 1124 code for a protein of 207 amino acids. The transcript has 7 exons. Gene Ontology annotation, cellular component: extracellular region. Gene Ontology annotation, molecular function: calcium ion binding.
CGGGUGGAGAGGGGGAGGAGACUCAGCGCGUGAAACAGGAAAGAUACUCAGCGCGUGAACGGAGAUCAAACGGUCAAACAGGGAAGAUCUUCAGCGCGUGAACGGAGAUCAAUCAGAGGAGAUAUUCAGCGCGUAAACGAAGAUCAGGGAAGACACUCAGCGCGCGAGCGGAGUCCAACCCCCCUGUAAGAGAUUCAGUCCUUCAGUAAUCAGAGGCUCGUGCUUUAAAUUCUCACGCGCACGGUUCCACGGGCGCUCGUGCGGGGGUUCCUGUCCGUCUCGAGCUCGCCGUCAUGGAGGUUUCUGGCGCGUUGCCAUGGAGCAGGUGCUGCUGGUGUGGUCAGGAUUUCACGAUCUAAAGCGAAACUUCCUGAAACACGACGCGUCCUCUUCCUCUGUAACGAGAUCCGAGAUCAAGCAAAACGCGUUUGAGGAAUUUAAACGAAACCCGAAAGCGACGCCUCGGGAUCAGGACUGAAUGAUUUAACAGCUGGACAGAAAUGCUGAUGUUUGUUGUACUGCUGUGUGGCUUCAUUUGUUCUGGACCUGGUGUGUGUGAGAGACUUACAGAGCAGAUAGAUGACAGAAAUGCAGUGUUUACAGAAGAGCGGGAGGCCAACGAGUUUUUAGGACGCCACUUGCUCUACAACCGAUUCGACUUUGAAAUCUUCACCCCAGGGAAUUUGGAAAGAGAAUGUAUUGAGGAAAUAUGCAACUACGAGGAAGCACGGGAGGUUUUCGAAAAUAUUCCAGACACAGAUGCGUUUUGGAAGAAGUAUACAGAGGCCCAGUCUGAGGGGCAGAAAAUCGAUGUGACCGCUCUGUUAGUGGGCCUCGUCGCAGGGGGCGUGGCCAUCAUCAUCAUGGGUCUCCUGAUCUGGUAUUCCUGCCAGAGACAUUGCAAUAAUAAGCCCAUCAGGACUCGUUCUAGACGCAGUAAUGCCUCUGUGAUCAUUAGGAGGCUGGAGGAGGUGUCUCUGCACACAGUCCCUGGGCCCCCUUCACCAGAUGAAGUAGAAUCGCAUGGUCUUCCUUCAUACGAGCAGGCCAUCGCUAUAACUGGUCCACACGAUGCUCCACCACCACCAUAUCCUGGGUCGAGACCAGGCACCCUUCGACUAUAACCCAUAUCGGUCAUAAACAAAAACCUGGAUUGGUUGCUUCUUAAUUUAAACCAGAAAUUGUAAUGUGUUUAAAUGUCUAUAAAUGUUUUAUUUUAGAAUCAUCACGUAUAUAAAGCUGGUUUAGUCAUAAUACUAGUAUUACACUAAUUACAAAGUUUUCAUUUAUGUGCUUUAUUUAUCUAAUAUUUGAAUGCUUCAUUGUUUCAACAUUUUUGCUUUGCUGUAUAAAGUAGCUAAUUGGCCAGGUCAUUUCAGUUUCCGACUGUAAAAGAAGCACACUAAGGUUAUACAUAGUAAAUUCAAAUUUUCUAUAAUGCAGUUGAUAGCUUGUGUCUAAUGAAGGAAAAUGGUGAAGAAACGUCUUAAUGAAGAAAGUGGUGAACACUGCACAUAGACCUCAGUUGAUUCUUAUUAACACUAACAAAACAAAUGAAACCAGCUUUACCUCGUUUACCUCUCAUUUUAAUAAUGAUGUGGCUUAUAAUAAAUGAAUAUUUGUUUGUUUUGUUAACUACACCUCUUAAUUUUUUUUUUUCAUCUUUUGUCUGUAACUGUGGAAUGAAACCACACUAAUCAGAGCACCAUUUUAUAAAUUAAGAUUAAUCCAGGUGUAUGUUUUUUAUAUAUAAAAAGGUGUGGUUUGGUGGAAAUAAAAUGUCGACCCAAUUCCUGUUUUUUUUUUUUUCUUAAUUUUUUAUGAAAAUUAUCUUUUUUUUACUGCUGAAAGAGCUAAUAUAUGUUUAA